GUUUUUUGUGUGUGUGCAGUUGUAUUUAAAGCAGCAGACAAGUCUCUCUCUGUCAGACUGAUCCAGACGUCCAUCAGAUCCACUGCUGUCAUCCACACUUCUCCACGUAAAGAGGCACAAUGAGAGACAUUAUCCCCAAGAACAAAAUUAAAGGUGUUGAUUUCUGUGGAGAUAAGAGCUUCACGUAUAUAAUCCGCUCCGAUCUGGGCUGUUAUAUGAGGACAACUGAUUUACAUGGAGGUUCAAACCUCACUAUAUUCAAGCUGCAUCCCUCCUGCCAAAAUGGAGACCAUUAUCUUGCUGAUAAGGAUGGCCACUUUUACAUCAUUAAGGGUAAAUCGUACCGCAGAGUCACAGAUCUGUCAACAGACGCUAAUGCCGAAGUUAAAGACCUGCAUCCCGACUUUCAGGGUGGAGAUCACUACUUCUACUACUGUUCCCUUUUUCUCAUCAUCUUCCAAGCAAAGGGAACUGAAAAAGUAGCUAUUGAUCUGAAUCAACCUGACAACCUCAUUAAUUCAGAACGCAAGAUGCAUCUCAAAUUCAGUAAUGGUCUGUAUUACUGGGGUCGUAACAAUCUCUUAUGUUUCCUGAAGCCGGUCUCAGAGUGGGGAGUGGAAUACUACGAAGUCAGCGAUCUUUUGAGAGAUAAUGGUCAUGCCUAUUCUGUUCACCCUGAUGUUGUGAACUUUCUGCCUGGAGGUCUGUCCAUAACUCAAGGUCCAGCCUUUGGCCGGUGGGAGAAUAUUAAAACUAUAAAUAAUGACAGCAAUACACCAAUGAAAUGGCGGAAUAAAGUCAUUAAGAAGGUGGGAUACAACAAGGAGAAGAUGAAAGAGAUCACACACAACUGGAAGUUUGGAGCAUCGGCCACGAUGGAAUCUGGAGAGAUGGCAUCAUUAAUUGCAAAGUUCCAGUUCACCUUUUCAGCAGAAUAUGGAGGAUCAAAUGUGAACACUGAGAAGGAAAACUGGGAUGAAGCAACUGAAGUGGAAGAGGAACUGACACUGGAGCUGAAGCCAAAUGAGAGUGUAUAUCUGUGGCAGUACAAGCUGGGUCUUGGUGAUGAACCGGUGCUGUUCUGUCGUGACUUAAAGAUCGACGAUGAGCCGAAUCCUCCAGCUGAAGUCCCACUGCCACCUGCAAAACCAUGAGGACACACAAGAGGUUCUUUACAUAUCUGAAAUUAGGCUGAUGCUGUAUUGUGUUCUUGUGCUGGGAGUCAUUUUCAGAUCCAGUAGACACAACACUUUCCAUUAGAACGGUUUAUAGAUGAUUGUCCUGUGAUUUCAAUACAAAAUCCUGAAGUCACACAUGACUAUCAAGAAUACUUUUUUUUAGUGUAUCAGUGUGUAGAGUUGUGUUCAUGUCAUCUAACUCAAGUGUUGAACACAGAAAUAAUGAAAAACAAAUUCUGUAUCUGUUUAGUUUGUUUUCACUUGUGUAAAACUUUGGUUUGGGGUUUCUCUUGUGUAUCAUCUAAUAUUCUGCUCUGAAUGAUCUGCAUCCCUGAUAGCAUGCAUACAUCUGUGAGACGUCUAUUUGAUGUCCGCCUUUGGUUGUUUUCUCAUCUGCAAGACGUCUCUGAGACGUGUCAUAUAAACGUCUAGAAGAUGUCUGUAAGAUGUUUAUGAUUUAGAAUGGAUGUAAAACUACCAUUUUUAAGAUGUUUAUUAGAUGUUUUAGCAGACAUCUUACAGAUGUACAUGCCCUGAUAGCAAGCAAACAUUGAAUUAAUGUUAAACUAUAAUUACUUUGUAUCAAUAUCACUUUAGCACCUGCACAUUUUUUAAAAGUUGUGGACAUUUCAACAAAUACCAUUAUUGUGCUCAGUGUUUGCUUUAGUUGGGCUCUUGACUCUUGCAGUGUGGAGUUAGGUUUUCUUUGGCCAUCCAUGUGUCUUCUAACACAUUUGUUGUGUCAAGUACAGGUAAAAUUCAGUUGGAGCAGGUAAUAAUGAUAAUGAUAAUGAUGAUGAUGAUGAUGAUUCAUACGUUGUGUUGUGAUUACUGUGAAGUUGGUAAAGUAGUUCUGAGUUUCAUUAAAGCGUUAAUAUGGUGUUAUACUGCAGUGUGAGUUUACAACAGUGUUUUGACUGUAAUAUUAGAAAUUAACAAAAUAUAUUUAAAAAACUACUGAAUCAAUGAAACUCAACAAUGGUGACAAUCAACAAAAGAAAGCUUCAUGCAGCAUUGCAUGCUGGGUAACAUCAUAGGACAAAACUCAUUCAUGACUCCCAGCAUGCAUUGCAGUUGAUCUGUUUAUCUGAAUUAGUUUGAUGAUUGUCAACAUUGUUGAGGUUUGUAUGAUGUAUUGAUUGAGGAGUGUUGAUGUCUAUGUUUGUUAUUACGCGAUUGUGUUUAUUUUGUCACAAUACUUUAACACUUUUUAACAAGAAUACUCACCUGGAUAAAGAAAGAUUCAACCUCAAUAUAAUUCAUGAAGCAUUUCAAACUGCUUGACACUUGUCUUAACAUUUUCAAUAUAGUCUUUUCUUUAUCAAUACAAAGUGUUUAUAUUGAACUGCCAUCAGAAGCAUUGAAAGAGAACUGUCUUAACGAAAGUCAAGAGUCAUAACUAAAACAAACACUCAUCACAAAAAUGGUGGUUUGUUGAAAUGUCUUUUUUAUACAUUAAUUGCAGGUGCAAAAUUCAAUGCAAUUAAUUAUUAACAUUGCUUCAAUGAUUGUUUGCUACGUCUAUAAGAUGUUUGCUAAAGAUCAGGAGAUCUGGAAAACGUCUGAUAAACAUCUUAAAAAUGGUAGUUUUACGUCCAUUCUAAAUCAUAAACAUCUUACAGACAUCUUCUAGAAGUCUAUAUGACACGUCUCAGAGACGUCUUGCAGAUGAGCAAACAACCGAAGGCAGACAUCAAAAAGACAUCUCACAGAUGUACGCAUGUUAUCAGGGAUGAUAUCAUUAUGUUCAUUAUUUGUGUUAUGAUAUAGUUUUCUGUAUUUCACUUUGUGUCAUUUAAUAUGUGAAAUAAAGUUGUAAACUGAA
Molecule: messenger RNA, 3003 nt
Organism: Triplophysa rosa
Lineage: Eukaryota; Metazoa; Chordata; Actinopteri; Cypriniformes; Nemacheilidae
Exons: 2
Coding region: 120-1154 (344 amino acids)
Source: RefSeq, a predicted model, not a curated record